AUGACCGCUACUGUCAACGACAUCGAGCAGAAGCUCUCUGGCGUCUCCAUUGGUAACCAGUCCAACGGCGGCGCUCGUCCGGCUUACGUUCCUCCCUAUCUCCGCGCUCGCAAGGCUGCCGAGGCUGUGAACCCUACCGCUGCGCCCAAGCAGUUCAACGGCGCCGCGCCCACCCCGACCCCUGCUGGCAACGGCUACCGCCCGUCGCCUACUGGUCUUCCCACCCCUGCGCCGACUCCCGUCCCGCAGGGCUCCUACGUUCCGCUUAACCAGCGUAACAACGCUGGUGGCGACCGCCAGGACGGCGGCGGCUGGGGCGGCCCUGCUCCCCGUGGCCCUCCCGGUGGCGGCGGCAGUGGCGGCCGCUUCGACCGCAGCCUCCCUCCCGGUGUCGGCGCUUGGCGCGACGGCAAGCACACUCUCGGCUCGCAGAACCCCCGUCUCGAGAAGGAGCUUUAUGGCGAGGAGGGUGAUGGUACUCACCAAUCGACCGGCAUUAACUUUGACAAGUAUGCCGACAUCCCCGUUGAGGCUACCGGCUCGGGCGUCCCCGACCCUGUGACCGAGUUCCUGUCGCCCAUCGACCCUGUCCUGCUUGAGAACAUCAAGCUUGCUCGCUACACGACGCCCACUCCUGUGCAGAAGUACUCGAUCCCCAUCGUUGGCCUUGGCCGUGACCUCAUGGCUUGUGCCCAGACUGGUUCCGGCAAGACUGGUGGAUUCCUCUUCCCCAUCCUCUCGUCGCUGUUCACCUACGGCCCGUCCCCCCCUCCUGCCGACAACUCGUACAGCUCGUACAGCCGCCGCAAGGCAUACCCCACGGCCCUCAUCCUUGCUCCCACCCGUGAGCUCGUUUCGCAGAUUCACGAGGAGGCGCGCAAGUUUGCGUACCGCUCCUGGGUCCGCCCCGCCGUCGUCUACGGCGGUGCCGACAUUGGCCAGCAAAUCCGCCAGCUCGACCGCGGCUGUGACCUUCUCUCGGCCACGCCCGGUCGUCUUGUGGACCUGAUCGAGCGUGGUCGCAUCUCGCUUGCCAACAUCAAAUACCUGGUUCUCGACGAGGCCGACCGCAUGCUCGACAUGGGUUUCGAGCCCCAGAUCCGCAGGAUUGUUGAGGGCGAGGACAUGCCCGGCGUGCAGGACCGCCAGACUCUCAUGUUCUCGGCCACCUUCCCCAAGGAGAUUCAGGUCCUCGCGCGCUCCUUCCUCAAGGACUACAUCUUCCUUUCGGUUGGUCGUGUGGGCUCCACUUCGGAGAACAUUACUCAGCGCAUCGAGUAUGUCGACGAGCACGACAAGCGCUCGCUCCUCUUAGACCUGCUCCUGGCUGAGCAGUCGGGUGGUUUGGUCCUUGUCUUCGUUGAGACCAAGCGCAUGGCCGACUCGCUCUGCGACUUCCUCUGCUCGCAGCGCCACAACGCCACCUCGAUUCACGGUGACCGCACUCAGCGUGAGCGUGAGGCGGCUCUGCAUGCGUUCCGCACCGGUCGUGCCCCCAUUCUCGUCGCGACUGCGGUCGCUGCUCGUGGUCUUGACAUCCCCAACGUCACGCACGUCAUCCUCUACGACCUCCCCACCGAUGUCGCUGAAUACACUCACCGCAUCGGUCGUACUGGUCGUGCCGGUAACACUGGUACCUCGACCGCGUUCUUCAACCGCAACAACCUUGCGAUCGGUCGUGACCUCAUCGACCUCCUCACCGAGGCCAACCAGGAGGUUCCCCAGUGGCUUGUCGACAUCUCGCAGGAGCGCUCGUUCGGCGGUGGCGGCUACGGUCGUCGCGGCGGCGGUGGGCGUGGUGGCGGUGGCCGAGCGGGUGGCCGUGACGCGCGUACCGGCUUCGGCGGCGGCGGCUACGGUGGUGGCGGCGGCGGCGGCGGCUUCGGCGGUCGCGGUGGUGGCUACGGUGGCGGCUACGGUGGCGGCGGCGGCGGUGGCUACGGCGGCGGCUACGGCGGCGGCAGCGGCUUCCCUCCUGCUUCCGGCUCGUCGGGUGCCAGCUGGUGGUAA
Molecule: messenger RNA, 2010 nt
Organism: Cutaneotrichosporon cavernicola
Lineage: Eukaryota; Fungi; Basidiomycota; Tremellomycetes; Trichosporonales; Trichosporonaceae
Gene: ded1
Exons: 3
Coding region: 1-2010 (669 amino acids)
Cellular component (GO): nucleus
Molecular function (GO): ATP binding; RNA binding; RNA helicase activity
Source: RefSeq, a predicted model, not a curated record